GUCGAGGCCGGGCCUGGAGGCUCAGGACCCCCGCCUCCCUGAGAAGGAGCCGCAAUGGCCCUGGCAAUGCCGGCCCCGCAGGUGAUACUUUGACCUUCCUGAAACUGUUUCUGAAUACUUUUUGAAUGGACAUCCCCGCUACUCUCAAACUGCCUGAGAUGGCAAGUCCGGCGAUCAGCCCAGACUCUUCUUCCCAUGAAGGACUCUCCUCUGUCAACUCCAUGCCUGCAUGCUCCCCCACAUCUGAUUCUGAGAAUCUGAGCCCAGAUGAGUUGGAGCUGUUGGCAAAGCUUGAAGAACAAAACAGGCUUCUGGAAGCGGAUUCCAAAUCCUUGCGCUCCAUGAAUGGCUCGCGAAGGAAUAGUGGGUCCUCUUUGGUCUCGAGCUCUUCUGCCUCAUCCAACUUGAGCCAUCUUGAGGAGGAUACCUGGAUCUUGUGGGGGAGGAUUGUAAAUGAAUGGGAAGAAUGGCGGAAAAAGAAGGAAAAACUGCUCAAGGAGCUCAUAAGGAAAGGAAUUCCCCACCACUUCCGAGCCAUUGUUUGGCAACUUCUGUGCAGUGCCACUGACAUGCCAGUGAAGAAUCAGUAUUCAGAGUUGUUAAAGAUGUCUUCUCCUUGUGAAAAGCUGAUCAGGAGGGAUAUUGCCCGGACAUACCCAGAGCAUGAGUUUUUUAAGGGACAGGACAGUCUGGGCCAAGAGGUCCUCUUCAAUGUUAUGAAGGCUUACUCUCUAGUAGACCGUGAGGUUGGGUACUGCCAAGGCAGUGCAUUCAUCGUUGGACUGCUCCUGAUGCAGAUGCCUGAAGAAGAGGCAUUCUGUGUGUUCGUACGUCUGAUGCAAGAGUACAGAUUACGGGAGCUGUUUAAACCCACUAUGGCUGAGCUAGGGCUCUGCAUCUACCAGUUUGAGUACAUGCUGCAGGAGCAGCUGCCUGAACUGAAUAUCCACUUCCGUUCUCAAAGCUUCCUUACCUCUAUGUAUGCAUCAUCCUGGUUUCUUACCCUCUUCCUUACCACCUUUCCUCUGCCUGUGGCCACUCGAGUGUUUGACAUCUUCAUGUACGAGGGAUUGGAAAUAGUCUUCCGUGUGGGGAUGGCUCUUCUGCAAUUCAACCAGGCUGAACUGAUGCAACUGGACAUGGAGGGGAUGUCACAGUAUUUCCAGAAGGUGAUUCCUCAUCAGUUUGAAAACUGUCCUGAUAAGCUGAUCUUUAAGGCUUACCAGGUCAAAUACAACCCUAAGAAAAUGAAGCGACUAGAGAAGGAAUACACUGCAAUCAAAAACAGAGAGAUGGAAGAGCAAAUUGAAAUCAAGAGGCUCCGUUCUGAGAACCGUCUUCUGAAACAGCGAAUUGAGACCCUGGAGAAGGAGAGUGCUGCUUUGGCAGAUAGAUUGAUCCAGGGCCAAGUUACGCGCGCGCAGGAGGCUGAAGAGAACUACAUCAUCAAGCGAGAACUGGCAGUGGUUAAGCAACAGUGCAGUUCAGCAACCGAGAAUUUGCAGAAGGCUCAAAGCACUAUUCGGCAAUUGCAGGAACAGCAGGGAAAUCCCCGCUACUCUGAGGAGUUUGUGAGUCAUCUGGAAACAGAGUUGGAACAGUCACGUUUGCGGGAGUCCGAGACCCUGAGUGCGCUUAAAGAGAUGCAGGACAAAGUGCUGGACAUGGAGAAGAAGAAUAGCUUGCUUCCUGAUGAAAACAAUGUGGCCCGCCUUCAGGAAGAGCUGAAGGCUAUGAAAGUGCGGGAGUCUGAGGCUAUGAAAUCCUUUCGGGAACUGCAGCAGCAGGUGAAGGAGCUCAACGACAAUUGGCAGGCCCACCUGAGCCGCACAGGCGGGCGAUGGAAGGAGUCUCCUCGCAAGAACACGAUGAAUGACCUCCAAGACGAAUUGAUGAGCCUCCGUCUGCGUGAGACGCAGGCGCAAGCUGAAGUCCGCGAACUGCGCCAGAGGGUGGUGGAACUUGAAACCCAGGAUCAGAUCCACAGCAACCAUUUAAACCGGAUGGAGCAGGAGUGUGCUGGGCUGCAUGAAAAGGUCCAAUACCUUACGGCCCAGAACAAGGGGCUGCAGACCCAGCUGAGUGAGACCAAGCGCAAGCAUGCCGAAUCCGAGUGCAAGAGCAAAGAAGAGGUGAUGGCUGUGCGCCUGCGAGAAGCCGACAGCAUGGCUGCAGUGGCAGAGAUGCGGCAGCGGAUUGCUGAGCUGGAGAUCCAGAGGGAAGAAGGGAUGAUUCAGGGCCAGCUCAACAACUCCGACUCCUCCCAGUACAUCCGUGAACUCAAGGAUCAGAUUGAUGAGCUCAAGGCAGAGCUGCCUAUUUCUGUGCAGGGCCUCCAGCUGGAGAACAGACAUAAGCGACUGGGGCUUACAAAACUGCUGAUUUCCUCAGGAGCUGAUAGAGAUCAGAAGUCAGCUUUUAAGAUUCGGCUGAUGAAGGGACAGAAGCCUUUCGAGGACUCCAUGGGCUUUGACGGCAUCCACAUUGUGAGUCACCUGGCGGUGGAUGACGACUCGCUGCACUCCUCUGACGAGGAGCUGCUGACCAGCCCCAUGGUGGUAGGUGCCCUGCAGGAUGUCUUGUAUCCGCUGUCGCCCCACAACACGCACUUUCUACGGGGGGCCGAGAGCUCCGGCAAGGAGAGCGACGGCACCACGGAUAGCGAUGCAGACGACCCUGCCUCUGCCACCGAGCCCAAUGGCGAGAUCAUCUUCGAAGAAGCCCUGAGCAAAUGAGGGAGAGGUGCUGCCGUCCCAAGUCUGUCUGGAAGGCACCAGUCCCCUCUGGCCACGCUGUACUGAGCGUGUGGAGGUCAUAGACAGAUCACGCAAGACGGAGCGGAGGGCCCCCUUACCCAGUGAAUACCGUGCCCCCGAGGUGGCAUGGGGGACAGACAGUCCUACAGCUGGCCUGCAUUACAUGGGCCACAUCCGCUGAUCAUUGUCUGCACUGCCUUUUUUUCCAGCUCUAUUGUCACUGGUAGUUCAAAUCCAUGUAUUGACCUCAUUCACAUCCCCCACCCACC
This is a messenger RNA of Lacerta agilis (Sand lizard), 3025 nucleotides long. It is a transcript of the gene EVI5L, whose product is annotated as ecotropic viral integration site 5 like. The transcript has 21 exons. The record is from RefSeq and is a predicted model, not a curated record. Bases 126 to 2735 code for a protein of 869 amino acids. NCBI's taxonomy places the organism in Eukaryota, Metazoa, Chordata, Lepidosauria, Squamata, Lacertidae.